Aphanomyces astaci is the source of this 2079-nucleotide messenger RNA. RefSeq lists its product as hypothetical. The record is from RefSeq and is a predicted model, not a curated record. The coding region runs from base 1 to 2079 and encodes 692 amino acids. NCBI's taxonomy places the organism in Eukaryota, Oomycota, Saprolegniomycetes, Saprolegniales, Verrucalvaceae. The transcript has 7 exons.
AUGACCCCCUUUGGAGUGUACACGCCCACAAGAGUGCUUAUGGGACAGAUCGUCGCGGUGGUUUUCUGCCAGUCGGCAGUGGACUUCAUGUUUGCCGACCUACUGUUCAAGGAACUCCUAGCCUGGCUCAACGACAUGCUUGGCUACGCCGAGACCCCUCGAAGACCUCCUCGACAUCCUCGAUCAAGUCCUCACGAUCUGCUCCUCCUUCGGCCUGAAGCUCAACCCGAAGAAAUGCAACUUCUUCCUGACCAAGGCCGUCUGGUGCGAAGUCGCCACAACCGAAGGCGUCCAGCACUCCCCCACAUGAAUGCGAGGACUGCGUGCGCUCGCGCCACCUGCCACGGCUGCCGACCUCCAGCAGUUUGUGUGCGCGACCAACUGGAUUCGGUCCAGCAUCCCCUGCUACUUGUGUCGCCGCUCCGCCAAAUCCUCGAUGCAGCGACCAAGAAAAUUGGAAGUGCGAAGAAAACGAAGCUUACCCGCAUCAAGGAAACUCUCUUGGCGGUGGUUCCCAUGGCGCACCCACGGGUAGACAAGAUGGAAGCGUUUGCCGUUCUGGAAAGCUGCAAGCGGCUGGAUUACCUUCUCAUCCGCCCAGCUGGCUUCCGCCUUUUCACCGACCACAAGAACCUGCAGUACAUUCUCAAUCCUGCCGGCCAUCGCUGGGGCGCCGCCCAAGCCCAAGUGCCAACAAGGUCCGUCCGGCGCCUCCUGGUCAUGGUGUCGCCGCUGCAGCAGCCCCACUUCGACUGGCCCAGCCCUGCCGGCAUCGUCUUGACCCAACAAGUGGUCGUGAAGAGGGGAGAGACCCCGCCAGCCGGCGAGGCGUGCAAUGAAAACAAGAACCUGUUCCUCAACAAGGAAGACCGCAUCUGGAUCCCACAAAGUGCCACGGACCUUCAGCAGCGGGUCUGCAUCAUAGCGCACCAAGGCGCCGUGGGCCAUCGUCGAAUCGAAGCCACGACCAAGGCCGUCCGCGAUGGCUUCGCCUGGAGCACCCUCAAAGUCGAUGUCAAGACCGCACCAAGGCGCCGUGGGCCAUCGUCGAAUCGAAGCCACGACCAAGGCCGUCCGCGAUGGCUUCGCCUGGAGCACCCUCAAAGUCGAUGUCAAGACCGCACCAAGGCGCCUCGCUGGGGCGCCGCCCAAGCCCAAGUGCCAACAAGGUCCGUCCGGCGCCUCCUGGUCAUGGUGUCGCCGCUGCAGCAGCCCCACUUCGACUGGCCCAGCCCUGCCGGCAUCGUCUUGACCCAACAAGUGGUCGUGAAGAGGGGAGAGACCCCGCCAGCCGGCGAGGCGUGCAAUGAAAACAAGAACCUGUUCCUCAACAAGGAAGACCGCAUCUGGAUCCCACAAAGUGCCACGGACCUUCAGCAGCGGGUCUGCAUCAUAGCGCACCAAGGCGCCGUGGGCCAUCGUCGAAUCGAAGCCACGACCAAGGCCGUCCGCGAUGGCUUCGCCUGGAGCACCCUCAAAGUCGAUGUCAAAACCUUUGUCCAAACCUGCUGCCUCGGCGUCGACGACUCAGUGGUCCCGUGCCCGCUUGGAUCGGCGCUCCAUAAGAUCCUCGUCGUCAAGGACGACAUGAGCAGGUUCUUGCGACUUUGCACAGCGAGACAAGCGACCACACGGCAACGCCAAUCCAAGUCCAAGGCCGUCCAGUUGCAGACGUUUGCGAUAGACGACUUUGUCCUCGUUGACGACGUAUCCCGCCAAGUCAAGAAGUUAUCCCUGCACUGGCAUGGCCCAAGCAAGAGUCCAGUUGCAGACACCCAGCACUUGAAACAGCCUUACAACUUGUCUCACCACCACGCCUGCCGACUCAAGAUGUAUUGUGAAGGCGGUCGCGAUAUGAUCGAAGACCUUGUCGACCAUAUUGCCUUUGGAAAUAAAGGGUUCAACGUGGACAAGGUCGGCGACGUCCAUGGAAAAAACGGCGAAUACCAAGCCCUCGUCUACUGGCUUGGCCUCGAUGAAGAGAAGAAGCCUCAUGGGAGCCCGUGCGCUUUCUCUAUAACGAUAUUCCCAUCGUUUUCGGCCGCUGGGUUCACCGAUAUGAAGACCAAGAACAAGUGA